Messenger RNA from Zingiber officinale, 249 nucleotides. Its product is annotated as flowering-promoting factor 1-like protein 3. The transcript is spliced from 2 exons. Bases 1 to 249 code for a protein of 82 amino acids. Lineage: Eukaryota; Viridiplantae; Streptophyta; Magnoliopsida; Zingiberales; Zingiberaceae. Gene Ontology annotation, biological process: regulation of flower development. The record is from RefSeq and is a predicted model, not a curated record.
AUGUCGGAAGUGUGGGAGUUCAAGAACGGGGUGACGCGGAAGGUGGAGAACCCCGGUGGUAGUCGGCCCCAGAAAGUGCUGGUUUACCUGCCAACUAUGGAGGUGAUAACCUCCCACCAGAUGCUACAGAAUAGGCUAAGGGAGGAGGGGGACUUCUCCAGAUUGUCCACCGUCCACAUGCACGACAUUGUAGUCAAGUGCAGGAACGUCUUCGCGGUGCGCAAGGUUCUCUUUGAUCUUAAUCACUAG